Labeo rohita (rohu) is the source of this 3013-nucleotide messenger RNA. RefSeq names its product T-cell differentiation antigen CD6. NCBI's taxonomy places the organism in Eukaryota, Metazoa, Chordata, Actinopteri, Cypriniformes, Cyprinidae. Gene Ontology annotation, cellular component: membrane. The transcript has 15 exons. The coding region runs from base 341 to 2560 and encodes 739 amino acids. The record is from RefSeq and is a predicted model, not a curated record.
AUGCAAUACUUCUCCUUUAUUUUUUUACUGUUUCUAUAUACUCGUAUCCAGGGCAGUUACAAAAAACUACUGAGAUAUUAAUAAUUGUGACGGAAAACUUGUGCAACCCUUAGGACAAGUUAUGUUCUGAGGACAUAUACACUUUUAAUUAUAGUUAAAAAUGAGUAGGUCUAUACUAACAGCACAGAUGAAUCAGUAAGUUUGUAAUGGUUCUACUAAAUGUGUGGUUUAGAUUUGAAAAAAAAAGUUUAGAUGAUUACAUGGGCUUUCACUUCCUUUCUGUGGUUCAGAAAGAGAAGCACAGCAGUACUGAACAGAUCUUUCAUCCAACUCAUAAAGAAUGGAGGCCUUGAAGAUCAUAACCAUCAUCCAAACUAUUGCUUUUAUACAAGGAUAUGACAGUAUCAUCUCCACUGAGCCUCCGAAGUUCAGGGUUAAUGUGAAAUCUGUGCCACAAAAAGAUCAACGUUUUGGGCCGUGCUCCUGGACCCUCAGCACCUCUUCAGUUAUAGCCGAGGAGGAUAUUUACAGUCUCUCCUCUCAGAUCUGUCUGUCUCUGGGAUGCGGCGAUGUGUAUAAAUUAAGGGCGCGUGAUGCAGAAUUCAACAGUACCUGUCUCACAGGCUGCCUUUACCAUAACUCUGAGCUAAGCAACUGCAGUCAGACUGUGGGAAACCACUGCAAGAUGCUCUCUGAGGUUAUAUGCGGUUUUCCCUACGUGGCUCCAACAUCUAGCCAAUGUUCCUGGACUAUUAAAUCUCCAGACCUGAAAUCUUCUGUGUCUCUGUCUGAAGACACCGUCCACAGUGUGUCCCGUGAGAUAUGCCAUGCGCUUGGCUGUGGACAGGUCUACAAUGUCAGUCAGAGCAGUGCGGGAUUAAGCACGACCUGUUUCACGAACUGUUUUUAUCACGACUAUCAGUUGAAGAACUGUAGUGAGGUUAUUAACUCCAGUUGCUCAGUCCUUUCUGAAGUUAAAUGUGGUAAUGCUCCUGUUCGCUUGGUAGGGGGCGGUCAUCGCUGCGGGGGGCGUGUGGAGGUGUGGAGGGAGUCCUGGGGCACAGUGUGUGAUGAUGGAUGGGGGCUGGAGGAUGCGCAUGUGGUGUGUGCACAGUUAGGCUGUGGAUACGCUCUGUCUGUCAGUGGGCAUGGUGAGCCGUACGGCAAAGGCACAGGCCCCAUUCACAUGGAUGAGCUCAACUGCACUGGAAAAGAGAGGACAUUAUGGGACUGUCCAGCAAUUAUGAAUGGACAUGACUGUGGACAUAAGGAGGACGCAGGUGUGGUUUGCUCAGAAUACAAGGCUUUGCGACUGACAGGUGGUCUGGACCGAUGCUCUGGGAGAGUGGAGGUGCAUCGAAAUGGUAGCUGGGGGACAGUGUGUGACACAUCCUGGCACAAGGAAGAAGCUAAAAUGGCCUGUGAUAUGCUGAAUUGUGGAACGGCCAAAAAUUUCACUGCCUUUGACCCGCCCUUCAAUCAUAGCAACGGAUCACUCUGGUAUUUUUACUGUUGGCCAGAUACUGCAGACCUGUGGCAGUGUCAGGAGUACAUUAAUCUUCUGCAUUUGUGCACAGAUGCAAAAGCAGCUGGGCUGAUUUGCAAUAAUUCUCUUGGUCUGCCUGUUCCCACCAGUCCACAACCAUCCUCAGCACCAUCAACCACAGGGAAUACAACAAUGGACAAACCACCUGGAUUCCUCCUGACUUCAGAGCAACUGGGGUGUUUUGUUCUUGGUUUCUUACUGUUGAUUGCAGUUAUCACAAAUAUCCUCUGGUGUCAUCAUAAUAAAAAGAGGAAAGCUGCCGUGGCCCAGAAGAGAUACAUGAACCUGCAGACCCCAGCUGAAGCAGAGGAAAACAACUACAGAGAUUCUGUCCAUCUCGUCAAAGUCACAAACAACAGCACUGAUGCUGAGGUUCCCGUAUCUCCUCUGCGUAUCUGGGCUCAGAGUAGCAUUGAGAGUGAAUCGUGUGACACUGACUAUGAGCAACACGACAUCAGUCCAGAAACGGCUUUUCCUUUAUCCACUUUUCAAAACUCAAUGCGAUACAGUGCAGAUGGUAAAAGGCCUGCGGUGAAGGGCACAAACCUGAACAGUGUGAUGGAGGAAGCUGUCCCAGCAGAGGUCACAGUGGGAGGAUACCAACGAAUCUGUGACGCUUCCUCUGGUCACAAUGCACAGCAGUUGCGUGAGUCAGCUAUAAGUGUGGACUCGUUUGAGUCAUCCUGCACCUCAUCAGGAGAAUGCUAUGAAAACACAGGUACACACGCACAAGACCUGUGCUCACAGGAGUCUGCUGAAUGUUAUGAAAAUACAGGAGAAAACAGAGACAAUCUACAAAGCGCAGAUAAUGCAGAUUUCCUGGAGCAGGAAUCCGGAAGGUCAGUCCUGGGUCACACCACAGAUCCUCCCUUCAGUUACCAAGAACUAGAUAAAGGGGGUGGCAACAGAGAGGACUCCCCGGUGUACUCACCCGUCAGCUAUGAUAAUGAGGCAAUCUCUUCAGAAAGUGACUAUGAUGACAUUGGCAAUUAUUUACAACAACCUGCUCACUAACAUUAGCUGGAGAUUGUGAUGUGGCAACAUUUACAAUGAGAAACAUUCUGACUGACUGUACUAUUAGUACAGAAAUCAUACCUGAGAACCAUUUUAUAUCAUUCUUCUUUUAGACCAGUAUUUUCAAUGUCAUUUCUUUAUUCAUUCAUGUCUGCUUCUACAUAGUACAAUUAAACUUUUAUCAUAAAUGUUCAAGAUAAUCACAUUAAGUGCAUACAAGUGUAAAAAGAAGUAUAAAUAUUUACAUAUGCAAUGCUUUUCUCAGAAUUUCUAAAUGCUUACAAGACUAAUGACUGCACUGUAAUCACCAUAGACACUGAGGGGGACAAGAACCCCUAAAGAAAGAGAUAUGACCAUGAAUCACAGGAGCUCAUUAUCUGAGGCUAAAACCAACAUCUGCAAUUGAGCAAAUUAAAUGUGUUUUGGUUACGACUGCAUCCAUCUCUAAUAAAA